Messenger RNA from Histoplasma capsulatum G186AR, 393 nucleotides. RefSeq lists its product as uncharacterized. The transcript has a single exon. The coding region runs from base 1 to 393 and encodes 130 amino acids. Lineage: Eukaryota; Fungi; Ascomycota; Eurotiomycetes; Onygenales; Ajellomycetaceae. The record is from RefSeq and is a predicted model, not a curated record.
AUGCGUAUCCACCUCCCAGAGAAGAUGAGGCUCCGUACAACGACGACAAUGACAGCAAGCAACUUGCCGGCCUGCCAGACCGCCCCCCGGGCAUGGGCUAGCGGCGUCCAAUGGCCAACAUCGACUCCGCACAGGUGCCAAGGGGCAGAGGAGCAACAAGCGAACAGCACGUUAGGGGGUUUGACCGGCAACGUUCAAGUUGGGCUGUCGGAGACAUUCUCAUGUCAUGUCAUGUCAUGUCAUGUCAUGGGGGGUGGGACCUUCGCAGAUUGGACGAUUGAACGACCAGGCUCACAGCGGGUGGGCGGAGAAAAGCAAGCAAGCGAUGACGCUGGACCUGCAGCUGGCCAGCGCGAGGCUGGGAGACGGUGCUGUGUAACUUGGCGCUGUUGA